Messenger RNA from Mesorhabditis spiculigera, 819 nucleotides. The record is from the annotation of a GenBank genome assembly. Lineage: Eukaryota; Metazoa; Nematoda; Chromadorea; Rhabditida; Rhabditidae.
AUGAUUUUUCUCCCGGAACGCGUUCUGCUACUAUUUGGGAUAUCUACGUUGAUUCUCCCAAUCGCCGUGUCGGACAAUGAACCUCCAGAAAAUGGCGUGAACGCCGAGUUAUGGGAGGCUUUACACCCGCCUGAAGUCGUAAAGUCGGGACGGAUCACGAUAGAGGAAUGGAGAGGCAUCCGACGCGAAAGACGGUUGUUUGACGCCGCGUUUAAAAAAUGGGUCGACGACCAUCCAGGGGACAGACUUGAUUGGGGCCAGACAAUACACAUGCAGAAGAUAGUGAACGUCCGGGAUAUGGUGCAAGCAAAAUUUUUCGAUGAAAGCGCCCUGGUCCCGAGGAUGCGCCGCUACGCGCACGUCUUUGACGGAUAUCAUGGGGACUUGAAGUGGGGGUACAAAUGCCUCGAGCCGGAGCUCUGCGAGAUCAUGAACUACCGGUACUUCUCCGUCCUCUUCGCCUGGUUGCCGCGUGACCCCAUCGUUAACCUCACCCUGGUCGAGCAGCGGGUUACUGAUUAUAAAUCGAAAGCCAGGGCGCGUCUCGCCUCGAAGACUGGCAGCGACGUGGUUGAGAACUGGCACUUCAACAUUGACAUCGUCGACGAGUUCUUGCCAAUCUACUUUGGGAUGACUUGGGAGAUGUCGGAGUCCGCGGGCAUUCGACACCCCCUGGAUCAUCAUGGAAAUACGGCGAUUGACGUCGGCGGUCACAAAGCGCUAAACUAUUACGUUCAGGAUCAGAGUUGUUACGAGCAUUUCGCCUUUUUUAAAAAUACGGACAUUUGCCAGUAUGAACACUACGAUGCACUGCUUUUU